Molecule: messenger RNA, 546 nt
Organism: Darwinula stevensoni
Lineage: Eukaryota; Metazoa; Arthropoda; Ostracoda; Podocopida; Darwinulidae
Source: the annotation of a GenBank genome assembly
AUGGAGGAAUUCCGUGAUUCAGCUGAGACACAGGGACUGAAGGAAACCGACUUGAGCGAAGAGCUGGAAGCGCUUCGCCUGAGAUACGGCCGGGCGAGUCGGGGAUUCGGAUGCCUGGAGUCCUUGACGUGCUGGCAGGCGAUGAUCUCCACGGCCUUCGACAUCGCCGCGUCCAUCUCGGCCGUCUACUUUUCUUUCUCGGCGAUGCCGUCCGCCGAUGCAAACGGGUUGAAGGAGAAGGAAAUGAGCCAAGAGCUGGAAGCGCUUCGCCUGAGAUACGGCCGGGCGAGUCGGGGAUUCGGAUGCCUGGAGUCCUUGACGUGCUGGCAGGCGAUGAUCUCCACGGCCUUCGACAUCGCCGCGUCCAUCUCGGCCUUCUACUUUUCUUUCUCGGCGAUGCUGUCCGGUGAUUCAUUUUCUCUCUCUCGAGCGUGCUGCUUGGCUUGUUACGUCUACAUUGCCGCCUCGCGAGUAUGCGACAAUUCGAACGUCCCUACGGAUCUGGAGUUCGACAAAUCCUUUGCCAUUUCCGUCCAGGAGUGCUCU